This is a messenger RNA of Oreochromis niloticus (Nile tilapia), 4249 nucleotides long. RefSeq names its product zinc fingers and homeoboxes protein 1. The record is from RefSeq and is a predicted model, not a curated record. Gene Ontology annotation, cellular component: nucleus. NCBI's taxonomy places the organism in Eukaryota, Metazoa, Chordata, Actinopteri, Cichliformes, Cichlidae. Gene Ontology annotation, biological process: regulation of transcription by RNA polymerase II. The transcript has 8 exons. The coding region runs from base 474 to 3521 and encodes 1015 amino acids. Gene Ontology annotation, molecular function: DNA-binding transcription factor activity, RNA polymerase II-specific; DNA binding.
AAAAGCUCAAACCGGAUGCAUUUCUCGGCCGUUGCUCGCUUGUAGUGGCGGUAUGAAAAAUGGCCAUCGUCAGAUUCGGUGAACUAUCGGAGCCUUUUCCCUUAAACCGUCCGUCUCAUUAACAAAGCGGGACAGCGAGCGAUGCGAGUCGGAGCGGCGGCCGGCCCAAACCGGAGCUAGCCGGCGGUAGUUAGCGUGUUCCCCGGCCGCUGGAGCGGCUCUGUGUCCGGCUGAAGCAGAUGGGAGCCGCGGUGAAAUCAAGCAAAAGGCGGAAGACUGCGUAUCCACAGACACGGCUACAGCUAACUGUUCGCUCCGACAUGCAGGAAAACGGAAACCGACUGUGCAGGGUUUAAAGACAGCACAGGGAACAUUUCGACUGGUGACCUCCUCCUUUAUGGAGCCACGACAGGACGCCUUGAACUGAGUCGGCUCCAACACUCGGCUAAACGCGGCGCUCACUCAAACUCAGGAUGGCGAGCAGGAGGAAGUCCACCAUCCCCUGCAUGGUUCCUCCCCGAGAAACUGUGGACUCAGACCAAGAGAUGCAGGACGUAACGGGCUCAGCGGAUCCAGAGGACAGCAACGGUGCGGCGACCAUCUCCUCGGAGGCUUCUGGCCUGCUGGAGGAGCGAGGCGAGGAGGCCAACGGCAGGCGUGACGCCGCGGUGUCAGACCCCUACCUGGACUUAAACGCAGCGGAGGGAGGCUACGAGUGCAAAUACUGCAGCUUCCAGACGUCAGAGCUCAACCUGUUCACCAUGCACGUGGACACGGAGCAUCCCGACGUCGUCCUCAACACCUCCUAUGUCUGCAUGGAGUGUGACUACCACACCAAGAGCUACGACACGCUGCUGGCCCACAAUGCUCGGCUGCACCCGGGCGAGGACAACUUCACACGGACGAUGGUGAAGCGCAACAAUGAGACCAUCUUCCAGCAGACGGUGAACGACCUGACCUUCGACGGCAGCUUCGUCAAAGUGGAGGAGGACGAGGCGGAGGAGACGGCGCGCAGAGGCAUCGCCUUCAGCAAGACGCCUAUCAUGAGGAACAAGAGCCGAGCCGAGCCCAAGAAGUUCACCGCCGCGCACAAGAUGCCCGUCGACGACGUCAUCAAAGUGGAAAGCGACGACGAGGACGAUGACAAGGAGCCGCCCGCGCUGUCGCCUGCACCGACAGCCCCCGCUGCCGUUGCCCCUCGCCUCAUCCCUGUCACCGCGCCGCUGCAGGUCCAGGCUGUGCCGCAGAGCAUUGUGGUGAACAGCCCCAACGUGCUGCAGAUUAAAGGCGGGGCCUCCCCCGCUGGUGGCGGCGUGCUGCCUCCGGGGACGCUGGCGCAGGUUCUGUCCGCCCUGCAGAACCAGCAGAACAGCACGCAGACGCAGCUCCUCAUCCCCAUCAGCAGCAUCCCCACCUACAACGCAGCCAUGGACAACAACGUCCUGCUGGUCAGCGCCUACAACAGGUUUCCGUAUCCCUCGGUGUCGGAGAUCGUGGGCCUGUCGUCGCAGACCAAGUUCAGCGAGGAGCAGAUCAAAGUCUGGUUUUCUGCUCAGAGGCUCAAACACGGAGUCAGCUGGACGCCGGAGGAGGUGGAGGAGGCACGGAGGAAGAAGUUUAACGGCACAGUGCAGACCGUCCCUCAGACCAUCACUGUCAUCCCCGCUAACAUUGCCGCCACCACAAACGGCCUGCAGAACAUCUUCCAGACGUGUCAGAUCGUCGGGCAGCCGGGCCUCGUCCUCACUCAGGUGGCCGGGAACAGCGGCGCAGUCCCCGUUGCCUCUCCCAUCACGCUGACGGUCGCGGGCGUCCCCGGCAGCCAACCCAAAGCCGCCGAGCCGUCGGCAUCCGAAUCGAAUGUCGAGAUGUCGUCUUCGUCGGCCGGUGCGUCGCUCGGUCUGGACUCGACCGCGAGCAAGCCGAAGAAGUCCAAAGAGCAGCUGGCAGAGCUGAAGGCGAGCUACAGCCGGCGGCAGUUCGCCACAGAGGCGGAGAUCUCGCGCCUCAUGCAAGUUACCAAACUAUCCAAGCGAGCGAUAAAGAAGUGGUUCAGCGACACGCGCUACAACCAGAGGAACUCCAAGGACCACCACAGCCUGCUCCUGAGGGAGGCCACGCCUGCCAGAGCCGCGGCCGCCGGCGGCCGAGGAGGAAGGAGCAGCAGCGCUGGCGGCAUCAGCAUCAACGACAGCAACAACAGCGACAACACCGCCACCAUCGUCAUCGACUCCAGUGACGACGCCAGCGACUCCUCGCCGACCUCGGCCGGCGCUCCGGGCUCAGCCGGGUCCUCCAGCGACCUCCGCGUCAAAUUCCGCCACGCCUUUCCCGACUUCACGCCGCAGAAGUUCAAGGAAAAGACUCCGGAGCAGCUGCUCGUGCUGGAGGCCAGCUUCCAGAAGUCGGACACGCCCUCAGACGAGGAGCUGAGCCGGCUGCGGGCGGAGACAAAGCUGACGAGGCGUGAGGUGGACGCCUGGUUCACGGAGAGGAGGAAAAUGCCGUCAGUGGGUCAGUUGAAGGACAGUGACGCGGAGGGGGACGGCGAGAAGGCGAAACCGGCCGCCGCGCCUUCGUCCUCGGCUCAGGAACGACAGGGCACGCCGCCCAUCAGCAGGAAGUUGGUGAAGAAGACGCCGGAGCAGCUCCACAUCCUAAAGAAGGCCUUCGUCCGCUCGCAGUGGCCGACGCCCGAGGAGUACGACCAGAUGGCGAAGGACAGCGGGCUGCCGAGGACGUACAUCGUAAACUGGUUCGGAGACACGCGCUACGCCUGCAAGAACAGCAACCUGAAGUGGUACUACCUCUACCAGAGUGGGAAGGUGGACGAGGCGUUGAACGGCGGCGCGAAGAGCCAGAAGAAGUCCAGGAAGCGUUUCCGUGGUUGGUCCAGGAGGACCCGCCGGCCGUAUCCCUGCAAGCGCUCUCCACAGGGCGGCGACGGUGCCAUCAAGGUGAAGUCCGGUAAGGCUUUUCUGAAGGAGUACUACCUCAAGCACCGAGCCCUGAGCGAGAAGGACCUGGAUGAGCUGGUGGCAAAGUCCAGCAUGAGCUACGAGCAGGUCAGAGACUGGUUCUCCGAGACCACCAGGAGGGCGGAGGAGGGCACGGAGGUCUUCAGUGACGAGGAGGCUGAGGGGGAGGAGGAGGAAGAGGAGGAGGAGGCGGCGGCAGAACAUGCAGACAGCGAGGGAGAGAUGGAGGUGAAAGAACAAGGAGAGGAGGCAUCGGACGACGACUGUGUGGAGGAAGAUGAGAAGGACGCAGAAGAAGAGGAGGAGGAGGAGGAGGAUGAAGAGAUCCAGGAGGGAUCUGAAGGUUUCAGCCAAUCACAGCCGCAGACAGAGGAGCAGACAGGUUUAUCGUUGCUCCCCCCGCGCAGAGAUGACGGAGGACGUGGUGUUUCUCAGUUGGUGGUUCGGGACCCAAAGACGGCCGCGAGUAGCUCAGAUGGACGUUCGCUUGUCGAGCGGUGGGUUGGAGCCUCGGAGGCGAGUUUUGGGUCGCGGUGCAGCUGAGAAUCGCUGCGAUGGAGGACGGAGCGUGUGGAUUUAGUCUGCCGGGGACCGAACGGCACCACGAUUCAGCUCUGCUCCUGUACAAAUGACAAGCUUUUACUCUGACAGCGACUCGGCUUUUACUCAGUUUUUCAUACAGAACUAAAAAGAAAUCAGCGUUUGUAUAAAGACAGAAGUCCAGGACAUUUCUCAGAGGUCAGACCUCGCAUGGUUUUCUCUUUAUUAAAAGGACUUUUUUCAGAGUAACGGAGGAACCGCCGGACAUUUUUUGUGGAGGGAUCGUCCUCUGGCCCGGAAACACUCGGCUCCUCUGAAGACGAGGUUUUUAAAACCGCUCCGAUAAGUCGGAUCAGUGCCAUCCUGUUUCUACGAUUGUUUAAAUAAAGACAAACGCAGCGCUGGAAAGAGAUUCACAGCAGACUUUACACUUUUUGUAUUUUUCCAGUGAUUUCUUAAAGUCUGAACGACAUAAAACAUAAUGGAGGCUGAAUCAGUUUUUGUUUUCAGGCGUUCGGGUUCAGUUUCAACAUCAUUUCAGUUUGAACCAAAACAACCAACACUGAGAACACGUGACGCACCGUUAACGGGAAAAUCCACUUUAAAACUGAGAGCGUGGUCGGUUUUACCCUCUGCAGGGUAACCACAGACGAGCACGCCUCGACAUAAACAGAUUUUUGAUUCUCGCUGUUGUUUACUCGUCUGUGCCGACGGAAACCUUUAACCGCAGA